Messenger RNA from Dentiscutata heterogama, 1293 nucleotides. The record is from the annotation of a GenBank genome assembly. Lineage: Eukaryota; Fungi; Glomeromycota; Glomeromycetes; Diversisporales; Gigasporaceae.
AUGGAUCCAAUUUAUUCAGAUGAAAUGAGAGAAAAAGAAAACAAAUUAUUAAGAAAGAUCGAUUUGAAAAUUGUUCCAUUUAUGCUGCUGCUUUACUUAUUAAGCUUUUUAGAUAGGGUAAAUAUUGGAAAUGCAAAGUUGGCAAAUUUGGAACGUGAUCUUGGAUUAGUUGGAAAUGAAUUUAAUUGGAGUUUAAGCAUUUUUUUUGUUGGAUAUGUUUUAUUCGAAAUACCAUCAAAUUUGAUAUUAUAUAAAGUUAGACCUUCAAUAUGGCUCCCAACAAUUAUGAUUGCUUGGGGGAUAACAAUGUCUCUUAUGGCUUUUGUAAAAUCAUAUACUGCCCUUUUAAUCACACGCUUUCUCUUAGGUGCUUUCGAAGCAGGUUUAGUUCCCGGAAUAGUCUAUUAUAUUACUAUGUGGUAUAAAAGAUUUGAACAAAGUUCUAGAAUGGGAAUAAUUUUGUCUGGUUCAUCAAUUUCUGGUGCUUUUAGUGGAUUAUUAACUUAUGCAAUUGUAAGCCUUACGAAUGACAACUCGCCUUUAAAGGGAUGGCAAUUGAUUUUUCUAAUUGAUGGUUUAGUUACCGUUAUAGUUGCUAUUUUUGCAUUUUUUUAUAUUGCUGAUUAUCCAGAAAAAGCUAAGUGGCUUAGAAAAGAAGAGAGAUCACUGGCUGUCUUAAGGUUAAAGCACGAUGCUGGUGGAAUAGAUUAUCAAAAGCAUACAUUUGAUAAGGUUUAUAUAUUGGAAUGUUUGAAGGAUUGGAAAGUGUACACAUCAAUGCUCAUUUUAUUAGGAGUUAAUAUCUCAGUUUAUUCAUUUGCAUUUUUUGUUCCUUCAAUCGUUAAUGGAUUUGGUUUUAAUGAAGUUAUAUCCCAAUUAUUGGUGGCCCCUCCAUUUUGUCUUGGCUGUAUUUCAAUAUUAACGGUAUCAGCUUUAUCCGAUCGGAUAAAUGUUCGUGGUCCUUUUGUGAUGUCGCUAACAAAUAAUUUGUCACCACCGUUAAAGUGUAACAUAGGUGUUGCAAUGAUGAUAAGUGGAGGUAACAUGGGAGGCUUAAUUGCUGCUCAGAUAUAUCGUUCUGCUGAUUACCCUAAUUACAUCCCUGGGCAUGUUAUUGCUUCGGGUUGCCUGUUAGCAGCCAUUUGUAUAUGUGCAAUUCAGUAUGGAAUUUUAAGCAGACUUAAUGAACAGAAGAGAGAGAAAAGUAUUAAAAUUAAAGCUUCUAGUUAUGCUGACAUUGAAGAUAAAAAGGAAUUAGAUGAUAGAAAUCAUAAAUUUAUCUAUAGUUUAUAA